This is a messenger RNA of Carassius gibelio (silver crucian carp), 2005 nucleotides long. Its product is annotated as cAMP-dependent protein kinase catalytic subunit alpha. Gene Ontology annotation, molecular function: cAMP-dependent protein kinase activity; ATP binding. The transcript has 10 exons. Gene Ontology annotation, cellular component: nucleus; cAMP-dependent protein kinase complex. Gene Ontology annotation, biological process: peptidyl-serine phosphorylation. Lineage: Eukaryota; Metazoa; Chordata; Actinopteri; Cypriniformes; Cyprinidae. The record is from RefSeq and is a predicted model, not a curated record. The coding region runs from base 155 to 1339 and encodes 394 amino acids.
AGCUCAGUUGGUGGUAUGGCAAAAAACUCGCUUGUUAAUCUAACCCUCUCAAACAGGAAAUGACUAUGACUUCUGUGAUAUAGAGACUUCAGUUGAAGAGCAUUUGUGGUUACCGACCAUUUGAGAGUUUCCUUCAGUGUGAACGGUGCAUGUGAUGGCCCAGACAAAAGAUCCAAACCUUGGGCAGCCAACAGGCACCAACUCUGCCCUUCAGAGGCUGGACAUGUUAGCUAGUCGAUUUUUUAAGUAUCGAAAAGGAUACCUUGAGAAAGGAAUAGAGAAUGAGGGGCCACAUGUGUCAGAGUAUACCAUCCUUUGGGAUGCAACAAUGAAAGAAUUAUUGGCAAAAGCCAAAGAGGACUUCUUGAGAAAAUGGGACUGUCAGCCACAGAGCACAUCGUGUCUAGAUGACUUUGACAGACUGAAAACUCUUGGCACUGGAUCUUUUGGAAGAGUAAUGCUUGUCAAGCACAGACAGUCGGGACGAUACUACGCUAUGAAGAUUCUGGACAAAGAAAAAGUGGUGAAGCUUAAACAGAUAGAACACACAUUAAACGAGAAGAAAAUAUUACAAGCAGUGUCCUUUCCGUUCCUUGUGAAGCUGGAGUUCGCUUUUAAGGAUCAUUCAAAUUUAUACAUGGUGAUGGAGUAUAUCCAAGGCGGAGAGAUGUUCUCACAUCUGAGACGCAUUGGAAGAUUCAGUGAGCAGAACGCACGGUUCUAUGCUGCUCAGAUAGUUCUUACAUUCGAGUAUCUUCAUGCUCUAGACCUCAUCUACAGAGACCUUAAACCUGAAAACUUGCUCAUCGAUCAUCAGGGAUACAUCCAGGUAACAGACUUUGGCUUUGCCAAGCGAGUCAAAGGCAGAACCUGGACGUUGUGUGGUACACCAGAAUACCUGGCACCAGAGAUCAUUCUCAGCAAGGGCUACAACAAAGCUGUUGACUGGUGGGCAUUGGGCGUUCUGAUCUACGAAAUGGCUGCUGGAUAUCCACCUUUCUUUGCUGAUCAACCUAUUCAGAUCUAUGAGAAAAUUGUAUCUGGCAAGGUACGAUUUCCUUCACACUUUAGUUCGGACCUGAAGGAUCUUCUGCGCAAUCUGCUGCAGGUGGACCUCACAAAGAGGUUUGGCAAUUUAAAAAAUGCAGUCAACGACAUCAAAAACCACAGAUGGUUCGCUACAACAGACUGGAUUGCAAUCUAUGAGAAGAAGAUUGAUGCCCCCAUCAUACCAAAGUGCAGAGGACCUGGAGACACGAGUAACUUUGACGAGUACGAUGAGGAAGACAUCCGGGUAUCUGUCACAGAGAAAUGUACAAAAGAAUUCUUGGAGUUUUAGAAUUUCUGUAAAGGCUUUAAUAGAAUUUUACAUUUUACAUUUAUUUUUUCUCAUUAUAUGCUUCUUCAAAGUUGAAUCCAAGAACAUCACAAUUCCUUCCACAGUGCUUUAUUCCUUUACCAGUGAAGUGUAGUCUACUGCAUUAAAGAAAAAGAUCACAUAAUCUUUGGUUUUGAAACAUUAUAUGUUAAUUAAUUUAUACAAUGAAUAAAGCCUAUUUUUCCUACAUUGAACAUUUUGAAACAAAGGAAAAGUAGUAUAUAUGUUUAGUAUUAAUAAAUGAGAAAAACUCAAUUCCACAUUAUGUUUAAUUGUGUGUGCACCAUAUGUGGAAUAUGUGUGCCAAAAAAAACUUUUGGUUGUUUAGAAAUAUCAAAAGAUAAAGCAAGUUUUUAAAAAUCAAGUAAAAUAUCUCCUUAAACAGUAGUAAUGCAGAUUAAUUCUAUAUGAUCUUGAUAUUCCUCACAAUUCAGUCUUGGAUUGCACUGAAAUUGUAAUGAAAAGAUGCCUUUGAUUUGUGUACCUUCUACAGCCAUCUGUCUUCUUAUAUGGACCAUGUGAAUACUUUUAUUUUUAAGAGAAAUGGUAUAUCUGCUGUAGAGCUUAUGAUGCCCAAUUUUGGGACAAUUUAUUUUGACACUGAAUAAAAGAAAAUGAUUUACAAUG